GUUUUCUGCCACUUUUUCAAAAGAAGAGAAAAUGUUUAUAGAUAUUAAAAUAUACAACAAUAGAAAAGGCGGUCACUCGGUUUUAAGCUUAUAAGUGGAACGCCCAAAUGAACCAUUUGGAACAAUGAAUUUUGCCGAAAGGCACAAGGAACAGCUGCAAAAAUCCAUUAUUUCUCUACAGAACUGGCGUAAUAUUUAUUUCAUCAAAAUUCAACAGAUGAUGUGCGCGAGAUGUUUGUCAGUUGUGGACGAUAUUGGUUUCCUAAAGUUAAGAGAAGAAAAGUUAGCAACAGUGGCAUAAUUUCUUUUAAUUUUCCACCGCUUUUACUCAGAAGCGUUACCUCCGAAAAAGAAGCGCAAUAAAGCGUCGUGCCCACAAGCAUGAAGUCUCUACAGGAUACCAAGCCCUGGGCGACGUAGUGUUUAGACGAUAUAGUGUCAAAUACAAACAAACAAACACGAAAUUAACCUUCCUAGCUUUUGGCUUGCGCCUUAGGGCAAUUUCAACGACUACAAGAAUCUUUGUAGGUUGGCAGAUUGCAUUUAUCCAAAAUCCCUCCUUCUUUUUCAGCCAUGAUUUAAGCGAAGACCCAAGAAUGCGAACCCAAAUUAGGACAAAAGCAUGUCUGGCAUUUGAGGAGAAAAGAAGACCCGUUUCCGAUUUGUUAUUUGAAUGAAAUGUUGCGUUAAAUUUUCUCAGAUCGUCUUCUAUCUUUACACCCCAAAAUUGUAAAGUAAACGUUUUGAACAACAACAGCUUACGCGUGAAAAUCUAAGUACAGUCUGGAUUGUUCUGCGUUACUGUACUAUUUGCAAAGGAAGUAGUUCAAACUUAAUGACGUCAUUGACAAGUGUCAGUGUUUCCGGUAUCUCGAUAACUUGAUCCCCCACCCUGUUGUCAGUGAAACGUUCAGCAAAACACGAUGAUGAUCCUGAAAGCGUGGUCGGGUUGAUCGUAGGAAGAUGGUUCGACAGAACUUUCUGGAAUUUGUGUUGUUGAAAGAGCAAGUCGAUUCAAAAUUUGCGUCAGUCGAAAAGCGUGUAAAUUAUUUGUUCGGCGUUCAGCUUACUCGAGAGGAGGAGGACAGCGAAAGAUGUUGGGUGAAAGUCGAAGGCGGCGAAGAUGAUAUUAGGCGCGCCAAGGAUUAUAUCAUAGAGGUUUGUACACGGACUCUCAGCUCCGUUGAAGAAGCUGAGAUUGUUUGGAAGGAAAAUAACUUUACCUCGACCCCAGUUGACAGAACUGCGACCAAACAAAACACAUCUGUGGUAGAAGUCAAUAACAACGACUGUCAUAAAGACGAAAAAGAUUUAGCUCAGAAAACCACAGACCAGUCAUUAGACUCUAACGAAAGAAAUCGGAGCGAAGACGCUGACAAUUCUUUAUCGUUGGAAAAAGUAUCCGAAGAGGAAUGCGCUGAAACAGCAGAACAGACAUUGCCUUCAGACAACAUAGAAUUUGCUUCUCGAAGCGCAUUUGAAAUGGGUGUGAAUCGCAAUGAAGCUAAAAAGCCCAGUGUCGUCGUCGAGAAAGGUAAAGGCGACGAAAAAAGCUGCGAUUCCUCUGUUAGUGACGAAUCGCUAAGAGACUUUGCGAAGAAACUUGGAUACAAUGAAGACACGAUUACAACUGGGCUUAGCAAGCUUGGACCUUCAGCGGACACUAAUUCACUGUUGUCAGAACUUGUGAAAGCCCAGUCUUCUGUGAAACAGUUGGAAGAAGGAUCGUCGACCUUCAACUACGAAAAACCAGCUCCUGUCCCUGAAGACUCAAGCUGCCUGAGACCUAUCGUCAUCGAUGGAAGUAAUGUUGCCAUGAGUCAUGGGAAUCAGAAAGUAUUCUCCUGUAGGGGAAUUGGUCUAGUCGUGGACUGGUUUCUUGCAAGAAAUCACCUCAACAUAAAAGUUUUCGUCCCUAGGUGGCGCAAAAAUGCACCACGUCCUGACUCACCCAUCACCAAUCAAGACGUGCUGAAAAGGCUUGAAGAGGACCGUAUCCUUGUGUGGACCCCAAGCAGACCAGCUGCCAAUGGGAAAAUCAUCAAAUGUUAUGAUGACCGUUACAUCAUCAAGCAUGCCGCUGACAUCGAUGGUGUUAUUGUUUCAAAUGAUAACUUCCGUGACCUGAUGGCAGAAAGUCAUGACUGGAGGAAAGUCAUUGAACAGCGUCUUUUGAUGUACUCAUUUGUUGAUGACAAAUUCAUGCCACCGGAUGACCCCAUAGGGAGGCAUGGUCCUACCUUGGAUGAAUUCCUCAAAAAGGGAUGUGGAAAAUUGUGUCCAUAUUUAAGCAAAUGCACAUAUGGAAAACGCUGCAGAUUUCUUCACCCUGACAGAAAUCAAGGGAGAGAGGUAAAUUGUGUUCCAGCAAACACAGCACAUCUACCUCCAGAAGUCCCCUAUGGCCAUGUUUCAAGGCCACCUAAACCACUGCCGCCGUGCCCUCCAAGGCCACUGCCAGCCACACCAACAGAAUUUCUUCAAAAGCCUCUGCCAUUACCACCACACAGUGAAUUCCCUGCAGAGAUGGCAAGGGUGUUUCCACCAACCUUAAGGACAGGCCAGGUCGUGGGAAUUGGGGAGCGGAGAUCUGACCCAUUGCCAUGUCAAAAACAACUUCCUCCUGAUGUGCAAGCAAUGCAAGUCCGGUUUCAGAGAACUCAUAGCAUUGGAAGUGUUCAAGACCAAGCUUGUGGCGGUGCUCCAGUUGGCCCUGUCGGCACAAUGUUGCGACGCGGAAGUCUACCCCAUGCCUAUCAUCCUCCACAGUAUUCAUCCCAUUCUGGACACCCUGAUAUUAUGGUGCGUGGCUCUAUGACACUACCUCGAAUGCCAAGGGAAAAGGUUGACUGGAUGAUCCAAGAGCAGAUGUUUGGAGGGAGCCCAUACCAAUAUAGACCUCAGUACCACUCCAAUCCACCUGUCAGUAGCCCGUCACAUUACAAGGGCCACCCACCAGCAAGCCUUCCGCCAAACCACUGGAACCUUCCACCAUUCCCACCGGCACACCAUCAAUACCCUCCUGUACAGCAGUAUCAUCACUAUAGACCAGCUCCACCAUAUGAUCAUAGUCGCACUCCAUGUGGACAGAACAACAACUACAUGUUCCGCUCACGAGCUCCCCCAAUAAUUGGUGGAAUCUCUCGUGAUGUGACAGAUAAUCCUGAAGAGGGUGAUAACCCAUCAUCACAUGAGGAUCUCAGAAUCAAUGCCUACGACAAGCUUUGUGAAAUAUUCCCUGAUGAAGUUGAGAAAGUUCUCAAGAUCCUUGAUAAGUAUCCAGAUGAAACCAGCAUUGAGAGUUUGACCCAGCACAUGUUGGAUGACAUAGAUGAGUAAUCACAUAAAUUAACUAGUGUUACGGAUCAUAAUGUUUAUGAAAAAGAAACAGGCCAGGGAACUGACCGUAAAUUUGGUGCACAAUAGCUCGACACCAGGACAGAACAUGUUUUUAUUACACUUGAUAUUGUUAAGUUUAAGGUAUAUCAGGUACAUUUGAUGGUUUGGUACCUAGUGUGAGGGUGUGGUAAUUUUGUUCAUGAAGCUCUAUCUAGUAAAUUAUUGACCAGAAAUGUUUAGAAUUUGUAGAGUGACAUUUCUUCAAAGUUGUAGGGUUUAGUGGUUACAGCAUGUCAACAUUGCUGAUUGAAUUUGUCUUUUUGUUCUUCACAGACAUCUACCAAAUUUGGGAUUGUGAAUUUACUCAAAAAUUUAUUUCAAAAUGGGAAAAUUUUAGCCAUGCUUCCUGUAGGCAAGUUAGAGAAAACUUUCUUUUUGUAUCUUACCAUAGUUUAAUUUUGGGGAUUUAUUGUUUUAAAUGAUAAACCUGGCAUUUAUAGAGAUUUCACAUGUAUACUACUGGAAAUAUUUGGAGGAUAUUUGUAAAAAGGUUUUCUAGUCUGUCAUUUUAUAAAUGCCAUUAUUCCUUACAUUUUUAUGAGGUUUGAUUGAAGUUUAACGAAAGUAUUCGUGCAGGAUAGCUGUUGAACUGGUAAGUUCAUGCAUUUUGAUGUUGACAUGCUAGUAAUAUUUUUAAACAGGGAAAUUUUGUUAUUAGGAUAGGUCUAAAAUACACACCCAUUAUAAUUUUUACUACACAGUUAAAGUAGCAAAGGUAGAAAAUGGCUAAUAUUAGGAACACUGGUUGGAAUGAAUGCCUACUUAGGUAUGUUCAAUGGUCUGUUGAGAAGACACGUUAUGUUUUGUUUUUGUACUUUUAAUUAAUGUUUGAAGCAUUCUACAAAUUACUGUGUUCAUCUUGCAAGAGUCAGUAAUUAGGACUAAAAAACUUUGAAGAACUGUAGUCUGUCGGAUGUUUCUGAAAUUUGGUUCCAAAUGAAUUUAUUUUAAGAACGUUCAGGACAACAGUUGGGUUUAUUUUCAUCAAACCAUCUAAGGUUCUAUUUUCCAGUCGGGAAUAAUUAUACAUUUCAUUGGUAAGAUGCCAAGGUUUUUUAGUCAUUUUUCAGCCACUAUUUUAUACUGGGAAAAUAAAGGAAGGUGUUUUUAGAGAUGGAACAUAUUAUUGAUCAAAUUUUUGGGGUCAGAACAUGGUUUCUUGCUAGACAAGAGAUCCUUGCUGGUCAAGCAGUUUUGUAGUACUCAUUCUUAAAUGGAAAUAUCUAUUUACUCUGCAUGAAAUUGCCAUCAUCCUUGGCUACACCUUAAGGGAGCUAUGUCAAUUGUACAUCAAUGUGAUGUCUGCAAUCUGAAUUAAUCUUAUACCAUUCAUGUUUUGUUUGAUGUUUUUCGUUUUUUGAUCCACUAUUCUGAAGUUGAAAAGAACUAUUUAAAAAAUCAUGACAUUGCUCCCUUGAUCACUAUUUCAUCUCAAAGAGUUGGCAACAAUGAGGAAUCACCAAUAAGUAACAAGAAUUACAGAACACAUGCAUGAUACAAAUUAGAAGGCUAGACUAGAAGUCAUGUUCUUGAACAUCUAACUUCAGAGUUCCUUUUAAGGAAAACAAUAAUUGGAGAAUAAAACUAGUAUGUAGUCAAGGUUUAGUGACUUCUGAUCAUAAUUUGGUACCCUAGAUUAUUGUGAUGGAGUAGAAUUUGUAAGCAACAAAGUAAGUUUAUGUAUUUAAGGUUUUAUUGGUAAUGUACAGGUUUUCAUCAGCUUUUCUCUGAUGUUCAGCUUUUUGUAAUAUUUGCAAUAUGAGGUGAUUUUGAUAUCAUUUUUGUAGGUAUGUUAGUAUAUUCCAGAGCUUAAUGUUUGACUUCAUGGUAUUUGAACCCUGAAAAUUGCCUCUGAAAAUUGUGAAUUAUCAUAAACCUAAAACUAUUGAGGAAUCUCUGAACACUUAGUGUUUACAAUUACACAGACUGGAACUAUUUUAAUCUUAAUCUUUUUAUACAAUUUUUUAAAAAAAAAAAAAGUUUGGUAAAUGUGAAGAGUUCAUUACAAUUCAAUACUUCCAUUUAAGAAAAUGUUGAACAUGAUUUCAGACAAUAAGCUCACAUCAGGAAUGCUCUUUGUGAGAGUGUAUAAAAUUAGUUUACAUUGGAACAACAACAAUAUUGUGGAAUUAAUGCCACUUGGUGUAGUUCUGUAUAUUAGCUGGCUGAUGCUUUUUGUCAACCACAUAUUAUACUGAGAAAAAAAUGACAUUUUUAAAUGACAUUAAAACAUUGUUAAAAUAGA
This is a messenger RNA of Stylophora pistillata, 5644 nucleotides long. RefSeq lists its product as uncharacterized. NCBI's taxonomy places the organism in Eukaryota, Metazoa, Cnidaria, Anthozoa, Scleractinia, Pocilloporidae. Gene Ontology annotation, molecular function: mRNA binding; metal ion binding; RNA endonuclease activity. Gene Ontology annotation, cellular component: cytoplasmic ribonucleoprotein granule; nucleus. The record is from RefSeq and is a predicted model, not a curated record.